This is a messenger RNA of Neurospora crassa OR74A, 536 nucleotides long. RefSeq lists its product as hypothetical. Bases 67 to 501 code for a protein of 144 amino acids. The record is from RefSeq and is a predicted model, not a curated record. The transcript is spliced from 3 exons. Lineage: Eukaryota; Fungi; Ascomycota; Sordariomycetes; Sordariales; Sordariaceae.
GCACAAGCAUCCACUCACAUCAGAACAUAUCACCCACCCAAGACCCAACCACUUCGAGACUUCAUCAUGUCUAACAACACCUUCAACAACAUCAACAUGGGCAACUACCACAACGGAACUGUCCCCAACACAUCCAUCAUCGAGAACAAUCAGGAUCAAAUGGCGAACGACACUCCCCAGUCAUCCAUCCCCCCUGCCACCGUCUUCAACUUCAAUACCCCCAUCGACAGAGGCAUGCAUACUCAGGAUAUUCAUCACCAAGGCCAGUAUGUCAAUAUGGCUCCCCCUCCCUACCUCGCCGACCCCUUCAACCCCAUCCACUACCAACAUCUCGCGCAUAUCAAGACACUCGAGGACGUUUUCGACGACUAUCCCGUCGACUUCCAGUCGCCACUUAACUUUGAGUACGCCGCCAUCGACGCGGCCGCAGCUGUCCUCGACGCCAGCUAUGGCCGUUGCACCCGAACCACCAGGGGAGUGCAGUGCACUCGCUUCUGCUAGAGGCAGAAUGCGAGGUACUGCCUCACCCACCUUGG